Zea mays is the source of this 1612-nucleotide messenger RNA. Its product is annotated as nudix hydrolase 12, mitochondrial. The transcript is spliced from 5 exons. The coding region runs from base 363 to 1067 and encodes 234 amino acids. Lineage: Eukaryota; Viridiplantae; Streptophyta; Magnoliopsida; Poales; Poaceae. Gene Ontology annotation, molecular function: pyrophosphatase activity. Gene Ontology annotation, cellular component: cytoplasm; nucleus. The record is from RefSeq and is a predicted model, not a curated record.
CCCUCCUGCUCUCCAGUGCUUUGGUUGCCAAUCGCCUGUUUCCCGUCUCGCAUCAGCGUCAGCAGCUGGGAGGCUUGUUAACUCCCUUUUAUUACCGCUCGGGUCGGGUGGGGAUAAGAUCGUGGCGUCAUUGCCACCGGCGGGGCAAUGCAAUCGCUCUGCCUUGCCUCUCGAUCCGUUGCCCCGUCCCUGUUAAUCUCUCGCUUGCCUACAUAUUUAUAAGGUAAAACAAAGGUGAGUGGUGGUGGUUCCCUUUCCUGUCGCGCCUUUUCUCUUUCAGCUCUACCUCUGGCCGAUCCGGACCUCUUCUGUCUCUGUCUCUAUCUCUCUCUCUCGCGCGCGCUCGUGCCCGAAACGCUGACAUGUCCGCCACCGGCGUUCUCUGGCCGCAGCGCGCGGUGGCCAUGUCGUCCGACGCGGUGGCCGAGGCCAGGAAGGGCCGGCUGAAGCAGCGCUACGACAACGAGUUCCGCCUCGUCGCAGGGUGCGUGCCGUACCGGGUGAAUAAGAAGGACGACGACGAGGUAGCAGGCAGCCCGUGCAGCAGCAGCCUCGGCGACGACACGGGCACGGCCGAGGUGGAGGUGCUCAUGAUCUCCACGCCUAACCGGGCCGACAUGGUCUUCCCCAAGGGCGGGUGGGAGGACGACGAGGACGUGUACCAGGCGGCGUCCCGCGAGACCAUGGAGGAGGCCGGCGUCAAGGGCGUCAUCCACAGAGCUGCCUUGGGGCACUGGGUGUUCAAGAGCAAGAGCAGCCAAAGCAGGGCCGGCCCGACGGGAGCCUGCAAGGGCUACAUCUUCGCCAUGGAGGUCACGGAGGAGCUGGACACGUGGCCGGAGCAGGACACGCACGACCGGCGGUGGGUCGCUCCCGCCGAAGCCUACCAGCUCUGCCGGUACGACUGGAUGCGGGAGGCGCUCACCGCGCUGCUGGAGAGGCUGCCGGUGCUCGAACCGGUGGUGGCUGCCGCGGCGGCUGCAGCCACGGCGGAACUGACGACCGACCAAGCUGGCAUGUACAUGAUGCUGCAGGCGACCUCGGACGGCGCUGUGGCGCUGUGCUAGCUGAUUGAUGGACGACAUUGGUGUUCGAUUCUCAGCUAGUCACGAGUCUUCAGUAUGCCCUGCAAGUGUCGUCGGUCCAGUAACAGCAGUGAGCACAUCAGUUUGCAGGCGUUUCCCGUCCACCACAUUGGUUUUGGUUUUGGUUGGCUAGCUUCAGAUGUUAGGACAAAUAAUUAAGGAAAAUUUGGAUCCAUACCAUUAAAAGAUCACCACUUUGGAUCCAUACCAUUACUAUCUCACUUACAUGUGGGUCCACAUGAGUCAAUGACAUGUGGGGUCCAUGGUAUAUAUGUAAAGUUUGGAUCUUUUAAUGGUAUAAAUCCAAUUGUUCCAAUAAUUAAUGUAGUAUUCUGUCCCCUUGGCCCUUGCAUGAUCAAUGCGAUUAGUGAGGGUUGCUGUGUCAUAUUCCGUGGUGUAAAUGUAAUAUGCGAAAAAUGGUAUGGCAAUUUACCCAUGUCCUGUGUCUGUAAGUGCCAAUAAUACCCUUAAAUGUACUUACUACAUUGUAACCAAUGCUGAAAAUGAGGUGGAUGCUGGAUGGGCUA